AUGGAGGCAUACGAUAUCGUUCUCAUAGUUUGCGUUUCAGUUGUUGCAGCAGCUAUCGUCUUGUGUUGUCUCUAUUGUCUCUGUAAUUCCAGUGAUUGGAAAGAGAAAAUCACAAUUCCACCACUCCGGACUGCUCGACGCCGUGAAAUAGGUACAACCACUACUUCCGAUGGAGGAGCUGUAUUUUCUGCUGCUACAGCCGCUGUACUUUUCAACGCUAGUGCUGGCGAUGGAUGUGGUCACCAUGGUGGAGGCUGUGGAGGGGGAGGAUGCGGUGGCGGAGGCUUUUAG
Molecule: messenger RNA, 291 nt
Organism: Lactuca virosa
Lineage: Eukaryota; Viridiplantae; Streptophyta; Magnoliopsida; Asterales; Asteraceae
Source: the annotation of a GenBank genome assembly